UGCAUCUGAAGAAGCAGAAGGGGCCGCUGUCGGUUUCGGUCUCUUGGUCCCUGGACUGCGAAGGACUCCUUUCAGUGGCUUCCUCUGAAGCUCCCAAAACGGCCUAAGGCGGAACCUUCAUCUCGCUUGCCAGUUUCCGGGGGUAAGAACAGCCGACGGACCGCUUCCGGCUGCCGCGAAGAGCAGCGAGGCAAAGUCGGGCUUCCAUCUCUUCGCCCCGCUCGACGGCUGGCCGCGGUUGCUCCUGGUCAUGGGCGCCAAGCGGAAAAGCCCGGCUUCGGCCAAGCGGCAGGAGAAGGAGAAGCCGUCGCCGCCUAAGCGGGCCCGCAGCAGCGAGGCCGCGGAACUCACCGGGACCCAGUUCAAGUCCACGUUGCGCGACCCCAGCGCCGCCAUGAAGGGUUUGGAAACAUUCAUAUCAAGAGCGAAAUCAUUACCAUCAGCAGAACAGUAUGAUGUUGUAGAGGGAUACAUAAAAGUUUCAGUUGAGUGUGCAGAAAUUUUAAAACUUCUGGAUGGUGAAAGGCGGGCUGAAAGUGAGAUGCUGCUAAUCUUUCAAGCUCUAGAAAGCAUUUUGCUGCGAACAGCGAGUGAUUUGUCCCACUUCAGUGUGGUGGGGAUGAACAUAGUAAAGAAGCUGAUCAAUAGCUACAUGAGAUUGAUCUAUGCUGCUCUGUAUUCUGAGAGUCACAGACUGUCUCGCCAGUGCCUCAUCUUGCUGUCUGCAAUGGUGUCACAGGGGCCAGAUGCUGCAAGGGAUGUCUACAGCCACUUUGAUUUCAAUAAUAAGUUCCUUCCUAGUUUAGUGAAGAGGAGAGAUUAUAAGGGCAAGCCUGAUGUUCGUAUGGCAUAUAUCCAGUAUGCUGUUUCUUUUUUAAUUGCUGGUGACAACACAAUCCUUGUCCACAUUCUGGAGUUAAAAGAUUUCAUCCCAGAUAUUUUCCGAACUGGUUUGAAGGAAGAUAGAAUUUCUUCAGUUAGCCUUCUACUUUCCACACUGGCAACUAAGGUGGUUCACAAUAAAAAUCUUAGCAAGACCCAGAAAGUGCGUUUUUUUACUGUAGAGGUAUUGAACCACAUUGCCUCACUCUACCGCUGGAAUGGAAUUAUUGACGUCAGCACAGAAGAUGUCUCGGCUACUCAGGAUCCUGACGAGGCAGGAAAGAUCCUAGUGAGGAAACUUGUCCAUGAUUUUUUACUGGAUCUCUGCUGUUCUCUGAAACAUGGCAUUAACUUUUAUGAUCCGAGCCUUGGCACAUCAGGAAGAGGAGGGAAUUUGGUUCUUCUGCGCUUUCUCGUGAAUCUAAAGACUGCUGCAGAAGAUGAGAUGGUUGCUGAUCUUGCGGUGAACAUAUUCAAAGUGUGCCCAGAUUUACUGAACAGAUACUUUAAGGAGUCCCAGUAUUCUUUUGUUCCCAGGCUAAAAUCAGCUUGGCUAGACAAUAUGAAAUUGCUGAGGAAGAUCUAUGAGGCUCAACCAGAGAUUUCUACUGCUUUUAGAACAAGAGAGUUUGUUCCUUUUCCAAGAUUGCUUUCAAUGGUGAUGGUAACAACCAUUCCAGCCGUCUGCAACAAAGUCAUGUUUACCCAAGGAUUAAAUAUAGCCAAUAAAACAGUAAAGCAUACAAUCUUCUCGCUUAUAUCAACUGUUUUGAAAAGAGCACUGAAAAACAUUGAGCACUGUCUAAACGAGACGUUAUGGGAGAAGUCCGAAAUUUAUACACCAUCUAUGAUGCAAGAAUUCGUCCAGCAAUACAGAGAAGCAGUUGGCAAGCUCUUGCCAGAUAUGACUACGAUAGUAGCAGUCUGGCAGUCGCUUCUAAAGCAGGAGAAGGGACAAGAUGGACAGAAAGGGAGUGGUGAAGAUGCUUCUUCUGUUGCGGAGGAAAUAACAGCAGGCAAAGAAACAAAUGGAGAGCAUGGCUCAGAUGAUGCAGAGACCACUCUCUUGAAAGCUGUCUUACUCCACGUGAUCUGCCUUUAUCAGCAAGCUGUUCCCCAUUUAGUAGCACAGAGCAACUUUGACUUUAGCAAAUUAAUAAAAGGCAUUAUUACUGAAAAAGGGCUGCGACAGGAGAUCCCUCCUGUUCUACAAUAUCACAUUAUCAAGGUGGCUCUAGAAUUGCCUGCAAACAAGUUUUCCUGGUUCAAAAUACAGGAUGAAGCCGAGAAAGUCUGUGGCGAAAGAUCAGUAUUUUAUUUGCUGAUGAAAAUGUUCGUAACAAGCAAUCAUUUGCACCUCAAAACCUCAACAAAGAAAUUGAUUAUUAAGGUUCUGCACGACAGUGGAGUAUUUGAGUAUACCUGGAAGGAACUUGAACUGUGGCUUGAACACUUGGAUAACACAGCAGAAGGCAAAAAGGAAGCAGUGAUUCAGUUUUUGGAAAGGAUCUUGGUGAAACUGGUGACCAACCCCUAUCCAUACACAGAUAAAGCAGCAGACCUUGUCCAGGAAGCCAGCAUUCUCCAGGUCAACUUGUUUAAGCAAGAUGUUGAUAAUGCCAGCAUACCCAUCUCUCACAUUGACGAUGUUCUGGAUAUGAUUGAUGUCAUUGUGGAAGGCAAUGAAGGCCUAAAUGAAGAAAUUGGAUCUACUUUAAAUGAAGACAUGAUUGUCAGCACUUUCCCAUUUAGUGCUGUCGUUCCUGCUGCUUUAGAAGCCAGGAACAAGCUGCUUCUCGAGGCUGAUGGGAAUGCAAGAGGAGAAAGCAUAGUGGAGUAUCUCAUCACUGUUUUCACUGACCUCCUGCAUUCUCAGAGAGACCCCUUAGCCCUUUGUUUGCUGUUUCAGCUCUAUGAUAAAGAACUCCAGACUGUCUCUCCUCAACUCUGUCAAUUCAACCACUACUACAGUCUUUGGAUACCAGAGCAAGCUAAGGAAACUGUGCAAGGCAGAAGUGAGUAUGUAGACGAUUGCCUCUUGACGGAUUCCUCCUUUUCCUCCCUGCUGAAGAAUGCCUAUCAGAAAGGUGUUGCAAUUCUGUUGGAAGAGGGUUUUGAAGAGAAACUAAGGGAGGCUAUUUCCCAACUCCAGCCUCAGCAGUUCCUGUUAGCUUCAAAGCACGUCCUUCUUUGCCUAAAAACAACCGUGGAGAAUUUCAACAGUUUUGGCAAAAAUUUGGGUCUCUCGCUUCUCACCCUGUUUGUGGAUCUGCUGAAGAGCUUGUUGCACAGGGGGGACGCCAAAGAACUGUGUAGUCAGCAGAAAGAGAAAAAUACACAAACCGAAUCUGAUCUCUUUGUGGAUGCGGAGUGUCUGAUGGCAGCAGAGACUGGAAACGACAAGAUACUGGAAGAAGUGCUCCCUUUGGUCUUCAAGCACCCCACGCUGGAGAAUUGGUUCCUGGCUGUAGAGCAACGUUCUCUCCCUCCCCAUAGUUUAAGCCCAGUUAAAGUGAAGCUGCUUGCUGCUCACCUAAACCGUGGCAUUCUUGAGUUGCUGAAGGUGGGCUGCCCAAUGUUGCAAGCCAGGAACCAGCUAGAUACGCUCUCUAGAUAUUUCGAAGCCGUCACUAAAACUGUCUUGGAAGAACUGCAUGCUGGGAGAAAAGAUGCCUGCAAGUUACAUCCCAAAAGGUCACAGCAGGUGGAGGCACUGCAAGAACUGCAACUGUACAUGAAUACCCAACAACUGAAGGAAGUCACUUUGGCUAUGCUGCAGCUUCCCAAGGCGAUGCUGGCCUCCAAGACAGCUGAAGGCAUUUCUGGAAAAGAAACGUACUUGAGCACUUACGGGGAGACUUUGGUGCAGCUGCUCACAGACAGCUACCAAAGGGGAUCCCUGAAGGGAGACCUCUUCCUCUCAAGAGAGCACAUUCAAGGGAUGGGGACUCUCUUGUCCACAGCAGCCACAGAAGAGUUGGAAAAGGUCUUCCUGCAUGCGAUACAGAAGGAGCCUGUCUUUGCCCAGGCAGUUGGCGUGAAUGUGCAGCUUUCCUGCCUUAAGCAUUCAACGAAAACGUCCCUUUCCAUUGUGGCUGUGCUGAUUCGAUACAGUCAGACUCACUUGCUGCAGUUUGAGCUUUGGUGUCUGAAGCAGGGCACUGGCAAGCUUCUGAGAAAAGAUGUGGACCUCUUUCUGCCACUUGUCAAUGCAUACUUGGACUGUCGAGAGCAGCACACUUUGAGCCACCUGUCAGAAGUCUCUUCAGCUGUUACUUCCAUCUUGAGAGAAACUUUGUGGCCACAACUGCUGGGCAUUCUUCCGAAUAGUGGUUCAUCACAGCCGUUCGCUGAGCAGUGUCAAGUUCUUUCCAAGUUACUGCCGCCUCCAGAAACCGAGCUAUUUGCUAAUUUAACAGAGAAAUUACUUUUAUCUCUUGAGACAGCGGGAAAUCAUGAACACUGGGUGAUUGCUGACGCUAUAUCCAGAGCCCUGGAGAGCUCUGCAGAGAAGUUGCAUUCGUGGAGGAAACGCCUGCUAGUUGCCUGCAUGAAGUGGUUGAUCCUCACGUACAGCAGUAACAGAGAACAAGAAACCCGCUCGGAAAUUGAGAGUGCCGUGCUGUUGAGGCUAGAGAGACUACUGAACUCAGUAACUGAGGUGGCUCCAGAAGACUGGCACAGUUUUGUGAAGAUGGGACUCAAGUACCGUUAUAAAGACCAGGGCUUCCUGAAAACUCUGAAUGCAGCUAUCAAUUUGCUGUACCAGAAAGGAAUCCCUGCUGCUCAGAGAUUAGUGAAGUUGUCGGUGCUUUAUAUGAUGAUCACGCAGCACUCCUUAUUUUUGUCAAUUAUGCUGAGGUCGCAAGAAGGUGAUGACACAAACAUUCAUGAAAGAGAGGCAUUAGUGGAUAUCCUGUUGACUCUAGUGAAACUCUGCCCUGCAGUUUGUGAGAGCAACCAUUUUGCUGUGUUGCUUGGAGCCUAUGGUGCAACACUGAGCAUUACAGACCAGAAGAUAUUGCAGCUGCUUAAAUUGUAUGAAAAGAAUGGUCUAAGCCUUGUAAACUUCAGAAUUCUGCUUUGGGGUCCAGCUGCCGUGGAGCACCAUAAAACAUGCAAGAGCCUGGGAAGGUCCCUGUGGCAGCAGCCAAGCAUGGAAGAAAUUCUAUGUCUGCUGGACCGAGAAAUGAUGAUGAGGACCAUUCUCCAUUUCCCACAGCAUCAGCAUCUCCUGUCCACAGAGGAUGAACAGAUGCUCCUAACCAAAGGCAAAAGCGAAGUGGCUCUUCAAGAUCUCUAUGACCCCUGUUUUCUCCUUCAUCUCUUCAGUGAAUUGUUGAGACCAGAAUGUGUUGUAGCAUAUCAUAAGUUUGUUGACAUCAAUGCCUUGGGUCUGGCAGUAGCAGCCCUUAGCAGCUAUGACAGUAACAUGCGAGCAGCAGCAUACUAUGUCCUGAGCUCUUUCCGCUCUCACCUGGAAGGGGCUCGGUUUAGAGAACAGAAGCAGUUGGUUUACCUUAUGAAUGUUGUGCAGAAUGGAAUCAGACAACCAAAUCUCAGAUUUACUUUCCCUUUGGCACUGUAUGUUUCGAGAGUGGCCCACCAAAUGCUAAAGCCAGAGGAGCAUAUGUACACAAAGCUGAACAAGUUCCUUCUAUCUCAUCAGUAUUUGGAUUUGAAGAAGGUGCCUGGAUUUUUUCAGCUUUUCUACAGUUUUGAUUCAGAGCACAGAAUGGAGCGUGAAUGGAUUCUUGCAAUUAUUGGGGAAGGACUCAAAGACAAACACUGCUAUGAACUAUAUGAUUAUCAGAGAAUUUUCCAUGUCAUUCUGUCUUUCUUCCAUAGUCCACUGUGUGAUGAAUCCUCCCAGCAUCAGAUUCUGGAAAUACUUCAAAAUGCUGCAUACAUCACCAAAGCUGCCUAUCAGCUAAUAAGAGAUCACAGCCUAUUAACUUGGAUAAUAUCUGUACUAGAUAAAAGGUUUCUAGAAUCCAAGAUGCUAAGCAGUGUCAUCUCUUUAGUCCAUACUCUUUGGGUAACCAAUUUAGGAGAUAAACAAAAGUCACUUGGAACACCUGAUACGAAGGAGCUACUAGAGAAUCAGAGAUUCCUUCCUCUCCAGCUUGUCAGUGAAUUUCUUCACAUUUUAUUAAUGCUUCUUAAACACAUUAGGACCAACUUGGAUUCUGCCAUAUUGAUUCAGUUUUUCAGCACGUUGAGUUCUGUAUUGGAAUACCGCCUUGUGGUUUUUGAGGCCUUCAGACAAAUGGGAAGAUUCACUGUGAAUGAGCAUGUCCUUUCCAACAAAGAUGUUCUGCUUCUCUUGCACAAGUGGAGCAUAAUUGGCAAAGAUGUGGAACUUCAAGAUGUUCUUCAGAUAUUUGCUCAACAGUACCAAACAAAAGAAUUGCUUAAAAACAUUAAAGACAAAAACAAAGCACAAGCACCUUUUCGAACAUCAUCCCGACUUGUUCGGAAGAAGAAUGAAAUUGAAAUAGAAGCAGAAGCAGCACCUGAGUGGGAUGAGAAAUAUUUAGAAGAAUGCAGAUCUAUCCUGAUAUCUGUGCUUCUCCACUGGGAACCUGUAUUCCUGGAUAUGCCAGCAAAGCAUUCAAAAGAGCACAAUGGAGAUGACAAUCCUGGUCUUACGUGUAAGAUUGCUUACUUAGUAUUCAGAUGGCUAGUGAAGUCUCUUCUCGACAGCAGCUUCAACGUGGAAAAUGUACUUUUGACUUUCAAGUGGUUUGAAAAGAGUGCUUUGCAAAACAGCACUGUGGUAAAUGAGAUUCUUAAAGAUGCAACUCUCAAAAGUGGUAUAUUUAAGCUUUACAGUACCGUCUACAAUGCCUGUGAAGAGAAGGCCAUGGAACUGAGUGAUCUCUCUUUGCUUAAUGGAAUCAUGCUGCACCUACUAGAUUCCCAGAACCUGACCAAAAAUGCUUUUCAUGAGACUGUGGAAAGGUUCUGCCUCUCGGCAGUAACAGAGGAAGAAAGAACAAAGAAAGGUGCAAGCAUAUUCCUCACUUCUGUUUACAUUGGAGAUCUUUGGCUGGGAGCAAAGCCACCAGACACAUUUAUAUCCCAUGUUAAACUGAUACAUGAAGCAGCAAAUGGUAAACAAAAGAAUGAUGAUCAAACAACAUGGGAACCUGAAGAAGCUAUAGCUUCUCUCGGCAAAGACAUUUACCCAUUCUUAAUUCAUCACCCUGUCUUUCAAUCUUAA
This is a messenger RNA of Zootoca vivipara (common lizard), 7108 nucleotides long. It is a transcript of the gene URB1, whose product is annotated as URB1 ribosome biogenesis factor. The record is from RefSeq and is a predicted model, not a curated record. Gene Ontology annotation, cellular component: nucleolus. Gene Ontology annotation, biological process: maturation of LSU-rRNA from tricistronic rRNA transcript (SSU-rRNA, 5.8S rRNA, LSU-rRNA); maturation of 5.8S rRNA from tricistronic rRNA transcript (SSU-rRNA, 5.8S rRNA, LSU-rRNA). Lineage: Eukaryota; Metazoa; Chordata; Lepidosauria; Squamata; Lacertidae.